AUGUCUACUCCGACUUUGGUAUCUCUCUGUGUUAUUCGGAUAGAAGUUGUGAAUACUCAGCUCGAAGAAUCUGCCUGUGAAAUGGCUACUAGAAAAAUCCGCGGACGAAGAGAACCACAAGGAUCUGUUUCAUUACUAUCUUCUUUACCAAUAAGAUCUAAUAAACCUAACUCAACGUCAAAAUCUAAUUCUGAAGAAUUACCAUAUCCAAUUAACGUAGUGUCAUCCAAUGGAACAAUAGAAGGAACACCAGCCCAAUCUUUCUCAUCAACUAAUCAAAUUGAUUUUUUCUCUGGCAAUCGAUAUGUUGAAGUUACUCAAGGGAUUUUACAUUUAUAUAAAGAAGAUGAAUUGACGGAAAUGCACCAUGCAGCUGAUAGAAGUCAUACAGUUUGCAUUUUGUCAGUACCAGCUACAAUGACAUGUCAUGACUUGUUAACAUUCACUGCCGCUUGUCAUCAGGAUAUUCAACAUUUUAGAAUUUUACAGGAUAAUAAUCCGAAUCAAUACAUGGCUCUCAUUACUAUGCGUUCGUCGGCAAACUGCAGCCAGUCAAUUUUAUGAAAUGUAUAACGGUGCUCCUUACAACUCUCUUGAACCAGAUGUUGUAUGUCAUAUGGUAUUCGUUUCAAGAGUUGAAGUGGCUGAUAAUGGAAUGUCAUUGUCAGGGCAUACAGAACUGCCGUCGUGUCCAGUUUGCUUAGAACGAAUGGACGAAAGUGUUGACGGAAUAUUGACGAUAUUGUGUAAUCAUACGUUUCAUUCCAGUUGUCUAGUUAAAUGGGGUGAUACUUCUUGUCCUGUCUGUCGAUAUGCACAAACACCCGAACCUUUAGAAGAUAGUCAUUGUAUGGAAUGCGCUGGAGGUACAACUACUGAUGCUUUAUGGAUUUGUUUAAUUUGUGGUCACAUUGGUUGCUCACGUUAUCAUCAAGGCCAUGCAUUCGAACAUUAUCGUGAUACCCAUCAUUGCUAUGCUAUGCAAUUGGGUAAUAACAGAGUUUGGGAUUAUGUUGGAGAUAAUUUUGUUCAUCGCUUACUCCAAGAUAAAGAUGGAAAAAUGGUUGAAGGAGGGCAUGAACCAAGUAAAGGCGAGGGAGCUGCUGUAGAUGAAAAAGUAGAUGCUGUUCAAUUAGAAUUCACCUAUUUACUUACUUCACAACUAGAGAAACAGCGAGAAUAUUUUGAAGACCGUCUAAAUCGAAUAGAACAGCGUUCAUUAUCAGAAAUUACUGAACUCAAAGACAAAUUUAGUCAAAUUUCUGUUGAGAAUUUGCAAAUAAAGGAUAAAAUCGUCAGUCUCACACGCGAAAAACAGGGCUUGGAAAAAAAAUUACAACAUUCAAAUACGAAAUUAAAUCAAGCACAGGCAGAGUUGACAGAAGAAAAAGCGUUGAGACAUGCACUUGAACAAAAUCAAUUUUCAUGGCAAUCAAAACAUAAACAAUUACAAGACGAAUUCACUGAAUAUAAAACCACUAAAGAGAGCGAGGUCGUAGAUAUGAAAGAACAUAUAAGAGAUUUGAUGUUUUAUUUCGAGGCACAAACUAAAAUUGAAAAUUCUACAGAAAGAGAUAAUAUCGCAGGUGGUACAAUUAUUAUACCUGAAAGUUCUACUCCGAACAAACCAUCAAGAUCACGUAAACAAAAUCGUAAACGCUAA
Messenger RNA from Cotesia congregata, 1663 nucleotides. NCBI's taxonomy places the organism in Eukaryota, Metazoa, Arthropoda, Insecta, Hymenoptera, Braconidae. The record is from the annotation of a GenBank genome assembly.